Molecule: messenger RNA, 843 nt
Organism: Alosa alosa (allis shad)
Lineage: Eukaryota; Metazoa; Chordata; Actinopteri; Clupeiformes; Clupeidae
Gene: rhoac
Product: ras homolog gene family, member Ac
Exons: 5
Coding region: 83-664 (193 amino acids)
Biological process (GO): cell migration; stress fiber assembly; small GTPase-mediated signal transduction
Cellular component (GO): cleavage furrow; dendritic spine
Molecular function (GO): GTPase activity; GTP binding
Source: RefSeq, a predicted model, not a curated record
UUGCGUGGCAUUGUGGAAGUGGGCGGAGAUUAAGACCCUGGUAGGGAGAAGAAGGAAAGAGGACACACCGCAUAUUGAAACGAUGGCUGCCAUUCGUAAAAAGCUUGUGAUUGUUGGGGAUGGAGCCUGCGGAAAGACCUGCCUUCUCAUAGUCUUCAGUAAAGACCAGUUUCCAGAAGUUUAUGUGCCCACCGUAUUUGAAAACUAUGUGGCGGACAUCGAAGUGGAUGGAAAACAGGUGGAGCUAGCCUUGUGGGAUACUGCUGGUCAAGAGGACUACGACAGAUUAAGACCCCUAUCCUACCCAGAUACUGAUGUCAUACUUAUGUGUUUUUCCAUAGACAGUCCUGACAGUUUGGAGAAUAUUCCAGAGAAGUGGACUCCUGAGGUAAAGCACUUCUGCCCAAACGUGCCUAUCAUCCUCGUGGGCAACAAGAAAGACUUGCGCAACGAUGAGCACACACGAAGGGAGCUUGCCAAAAUGAAACAGGAGCCUGUGAAGCCAGAGGAGGGAAGGGACAUGGCCAACCGCAUCAAUGCCUUCGGUUACCUAGAAUGCUCUGCCAAGACAAAAGAUGGCGUGAGGGAAGUCUUUGAGAUGGCCACCAGGGCCGCGCUGCAGGCCAAGAAACGUGGCAAGAAGAAUGCGUGCCUGCUGUUAUAGAAACCUCCACCUGGACAGGACGGAGACGGGGGAAGGGGGAUGAGGGGGCCCAGAGAACACAGAAAGGGAAGGGACGGGAUGGGACAGGAUGGGGUAGGUUUGUCUUUCUGGCGUGGAUGCAUUGGGAGGGAGGAAGGGGGGGGUCAGCAGAGGUUAAAGGUCACAGUUUGCUUGGCAUG